This is a messenger RNA of Notechis scutatus (mainland tiger snake), 1264 nucleotides long. The record is from RefSeq and is a predicted model, not a curated record. NCBI's taxonomy places the organism in Eukaryota, Metazoa, Chordata, Lepidosauria, Squamata, Elapidae.
CUUGCUCACUCCACAGAGGGCAAAGAGAACUAUCAGAAUGACAUAAAUCACAUGGAGGCUUCUGGAAAGAGAGCGCCUCCCCAAGUACCACAAAAAACAGACAAAGUCUUGAGGAUGAGCAAAGCCCUGAACCCCAGUGCAAUUGCUCCAGGCUAUUCUGGACCACUAAAAGAAGUUCCACCAGAGAAAUUUAACCGAACUGCAAUCCCCAAAGGUUAUCAGUCUCCCUGGGGGAGAUUCUUCUGCAAUGCUGAUCAAGUAGAUGUGGAAAACCAUUUGCCUGAGCCCACAAAAGUGAAUAAUUUGGACCUUAGGAAUUUCAACAGGACUCCUACACCAUUUGGUGGGCCAUUACUGAUUGACGCGUUCCCUGGGUUUGAUGUAGUUGUGCCUCUGGCAGAUGCCAUGAAUGAUGUGAUGCUACUUUCCGAGAGACCCAGCUUCAACAGAGCACCUCAAGGAUGGAUACAGGUUAUGCCUGAAUCAGAGGAUCUGUAGAGACUGCCUCAUAGUUGUAUCUCUUAUCCCAAGAUCAAUGCCUGCUUGACGCCCAGUUAUUAACAAAUAAUUACCAGAAGAGAAAAUUUUAAGUACAAAAUAAAACAAAUCUUCUCACAUCAUGAAAGUAAAAAAUAGCAGCUUUGGCUUAUUGCUUAUUGUUCAAUGCUCCCGCCUGGUGCCAUUUUGACUACAAACUGUAAUAAACCAUAUAGUUCAUAGUAGGAUGAUUGCUUAAAACAAGAAAGUAAAAUCAUUAAAUCCAAAGAACAAAAAACCCAAAACUUUUUAAAACGAACAUAUAUCUAGGGAUAUAUGAGAAAAUAUAGUAUCGUAGUAUAAAAGUAUGCAGGGCAUAUAAAGCCUCUCUCUGAUUGUGUUUACCUGUCCUAUCAGAUCCAGCAGAAGAGGCAAAGCUACAGGCCCCCAUUUAGAGUGCCAUCUGGCAAAAUCCAACAAAAGAGGUUUUCUCUCAUGGUGGCUUGAAAUUAGAUUUGCCCUCAAUACUGGUAGCCUUUCAUACAGCUUUCAUGUCUUGGCUAUUCCAUCAGGAAUAAGGGUUGGAAUAUGUGACAGAGCCUGUAGAAUGAUUCUAAUGAUAGCAAAAUGUUUUUUUUUUUAACCUUGCUGCUGUUUACAGAUUUAUUGAGGUGUUAUUUUUCUUUUGUGAUCUGCUGAUUGCCACUCAGAUCCAUUUCAUUAGAUGGGUAGCUAUCUAAAUUGAAAUUAAACUUAAUAAAGCAGGUUGAAAUGAACUGAAUUUCAU